AUGGCAGAAGAAACUCCAGUGUCUUCUGAGAAGCUCAUUGUAUAUUCAGAGGCUCAUAGUGAUACCAUUCUGGCUAAUUUCGAGGAACAAAGGAAAAGAGGUUUUCUCUGUGAUAUCACUCUAAUAGUAGAAAACGUACAUUUCCGAGCCCACAAAGCUUUACUUGCUGCCAGUAGUGAGUAUUUCUCAAUGAUGUUUGCAGAAGAAGGAGAAAUAGGACAGUCAAUUUAUAUGCUGGAAGGUAUGUUAGCAGACACUUUUGGUAUAUUGCUGGAAUUCAUCUAUACAGGAUAUCUUCAUGCCAGUGAAAAAAGUACAGAACAAAUAUUGGCUACUGCUCAAUUUUUAAAAGUGUAUGACUUAGUAAAUGCUUACACUGACUAUCAAAGCAAUCAUAGCUCAACAAAUCCAACCACAUUGGCCACUGGUGGAGCCCCAGUAGUUGUUAUUUCUAAUAAGAAAAAUGAUGAUCCUCCAAAGCGAAAACGAGGUAGACCAAGGAAAGUCAAAAAUAUGCAAGUGGCAAAACCGGAAAUGGCUUCACUUGAAGAUAUCCAGCUUAGAGAGAAUAAUUCUGUUCAAAAUAAACAAAACUCUAUGGCAAAAACAGUAGAGGGAAGCAAUAGUAUAACAAAUGAACAGAAUCCAAUAAGAGAAAUAGAAGAAUCUGAGCGUGCCUGUGGGUCAAAUGCUGUCGAAAUGCCAGCAGAAGAAGAUGAGAACUGUGAUCCUAAGUCCCAGGAUGUACAAGGCAGUCAGAGUCGCUACAGCAAACGCAGGAUUCAGAGAUCUGUUAAACUUAAAGAUUAUAAACUUGUUGGGGAUGAAGAUGAUCAGUAUUCAGCAAAGAGAAUAUCUGGAAGAAGAAAGCGCUCUGGUUCUGAGGCUCGCUGUAAAGAAUGUGGCAAAGUGUUUAAGUAUAAUCAUUUUUUAGCGAUUCAUCAGAGGAGUCAUACAGGGGAACGACCUUUCAAAUGUAGUGAGUGUGGAAAAGGUUUUGCCCAGAAGCAUUCAUUGCAGGUUCACACAAGGAUGCAUACGGGGGAACGGCCAUAUACCUGUACUGUUUGCAAUAAGGCUUUAACAACAAAACAUUCUCUACUGGAACAUAUGAGCCUACACACAGGACAGAAGUCAUUUACCUGUGAUCAGUGUGGAAAAUAUUUCAGCCAGAAAAGACAGCUAAAGAGUCAUUACCGAGUUCAUACAGGCCAUUCAUUACCGGAAUGUAACCACUGUCAUCGAAAAUUCAUGGAUGUAUCUCAGUUAAAGAAACACCUAAGAACACACACAGGUGAAAAGCCAUUUACUUGUGAAAUCUGUGGCAAGUCUUUUACAGCAAAAAGCUCUCUUCAGACACACAUCAGAAUACAUCGAGGAGAAAAGCCAUAUUCUUGUGGCAUUUGUGGGAAAUCCUUCUCUGAUUCCAGUGCGAAGAGGAGACAUUGUAUAUUACAUACUGGCAAAAAGCCUUUUUCCUGCCCUGAGUGUAAUUUGCAGUUUGCACGCUUAGACAACCUAAAGGCUCACUUAAAAAUCCAUAGUAAAGAAAAACCAUUUCUAGAAGCUCCCAGUGCACCCAGCAGCAGUAACCCAGAGGAAGUUAGGAAUAUCCUUCAACUGCAGCAGUAUCAACUUUCCACAUCAGGAGAGCAGGAAAUCCAACUCCUAGUAACAGACUCAGUCCAUAAUAUCAAUUUUAUGCCCAGUCAUAGUCAAGGAAUCAGUAUUGUCACAGCAGAGGGUACCCAGAGCAUGGCGGCCGACCAAGCUGCGGACCUCACAGUGCUCACUCAGCAGCCAGAACACUUGCAGGGUUUGAUUCUUUCAACUCAGCCUGACCAGACAGAGCACAUCCAGAGUCUCAAUAUGAUGGACAGCCAGAUAGAGACUUCACCGGCUGAGCAGGUACAUAUAAUCACCCUGUCCAAGGAAACCCUGGAACAUCUUCAUGCUCACUGAGAACCAGCCGAGGAGCUUCCAAGAGUGGCCUCUUCAGACUCAGCUUAACACAUGCAGCAGACCCAGGAGCUGAGCCCUCACAGCUUAAUCAACAGUUCAGCAACAGUGUAAUUCUAUAAAGUUACAUUAUCUGGCAUUUGUCCCUACGCUGACCAUCAAAUGACAUUUGAAGUAGAACUUUCUGAUAUCAAUUGGUUGGUUCUAAUAUACAGAGUUGUUUGCACCCUUUCAGAUACUAGGAAACUUAUAAUAUUUAUAAAUGCUUUACAUUCAAAGCUAUUUAGUAGCUUGAACUUGUCUGAUUUGAACUAUCAUGUGACUUGAACAGUCUGACCUGUUCAAUCAUAUUGAUAAAAAAAAAAGUUUCACUUUUGUUCUCUCUGUCUUAGGGCUUAGAUUUUCACUCAGGUGCUCUACCAUAAUGAAGGUAAUUGUGAAGGUAAAAUCCCUUUAUGAAGGAGUUGAAAUUCACACCCUUGUGUUAUAUCUCUAAUCUUCAGGAUGACAAUUCUGCUAAGUGUAUUUUGGGUAUUUGAAGAACUACAAAAGUCAGUCAUGUGUUAAGUUAACUUUGACAUAGUCAUUGGUUUUGCUUCCUUGUUACUGAUAAAUACAAAAUUGACACUCAAAAGUUAAAAAAAAAUACCCUGUAUGUCAAGCCUUCCUGAUAUGUUUUUGACCCUCAGACACCAAAGAGUUAGAAACAGCCUUGUUCUUGAAUUAUUUCAUGAAUCUGUAAGCCUACUACAUUAUACUUGAGAGGUAAGAAUAUAUGGUAAACCCUAUAUUCAGAAUCCAAACAAUCAGAAAACCAAAAGAACAUUAUGUGUAAGUAUACAGAGGGAACGUAUUCUGAACUCUGUUUAGUGCGAAAAGCAAAUGUAAAAGCCAAGGUUACCUAACAGGCAGCAUGUAUUUCUUAUAAAUAAUAUUUGAGAGAAGGCCAUGGGGUGAGUACAGAUUUCAGUCUAAUGUUUUCAUCUUCAUUACUCUACAAUAAUAUUUGAUAUUCUUGACACUAAGGUCUUCUAAAUGAUUAGAAAGGUGAUAUUAGAUCCAGUGUGUGUUGUUAUGUUCUAAUUCUCUAAAAAUUGACCCCCAGUCCAGUCUAGACGAAUGCACAAUUUUUCUUUUUUAGGGAACAAAAUUAAGUAGAGUCACACAUAAGUCAGACUUAAUAUUUUUAUGGCUUUUAAUGAUUUAAAGGGCAAAUUUCUUUCCUUUGGACCCCUAUUAAGCUUUUCAAAAUUAGUAAUCACUUUGGACUUUAAUUCAUUUUAUGAUUGAUUUAGUUAUCAUAAAAAUAUUAAAUUGUGUGAAGGAUAAUUUUUAGUGCAGUGUAGUUUAGGUAAUCUUUUUUUGCAGAUAAUUAAUUAAGGGUUGUUGAGAAAUUCCAAGGACAUAAUUUGAUUCUUUACAAUUUAAUUGUGGGGUAGAAUAGAAGAACCAGACAGACACUAAAAUUUUGGAAAUAGUUCAUUGAAGAUGACUUUCGCAUUAGUUGCUAAUUUUUAGGUUUUCUUGAUUUCUAACCUAGUCAAAUAAUAGUAUUCUUCAGGUUUGUUGAGGGAUCACAGCUCCUUUUGACAUGUUUCAUGUGCUGUAUUUUUAUUAUAUGUAAUUCAAUUUCAGAAGUGAUCUAUUUUAUAUAUAACAAGAAGAGCAACAUUAUAUGAAUUAUAACUAGGCCAAAGGUAGAAGCUAAAGUUUUAUAAACAGAGUUGUAGCCAAAGUAGUAUUUGUGUUCUGCCCUAUAUAGCUUAACCUUGUAAAUAAAUGUGAAAUACCUAUUAACUCAUAAA
This is a messenger RNA of Gracilinanus agilis (Agile Gracile Mouse Opossum), 3764 nucleotides long. It is a transcript of the gene ZBTB24, whose product is annotated as zinc finger and BTB domain containing 24. NCBI's taxonomy places the organism in Eukaryota, Metazoa, Chordata, Mammalia, Didelphimorphia, Didelphidae. Gene Ontology annotation, cellular component: nucleus. The record is from RefSeq and is a predicted model, not a curated record. The transcript is spliced from 6 exons. Gene Ontology annotation, molecular function: DNA-binding transcription factor activity, RNA polymerase II-specific; RNA polymerase II cis-regulatory region sequence-specific DNA binding; protein binding. Gene Ontology annotation, biological process: regulation of transcription by RNA polymerase II.